Aspergillus terreus NIH2624 is the source of this 1719-nucleotide messenger RNA. RefSeq names its product phosphoribosylaminoimidazole carboxylase ADE2. The coding region runs from base 1 to 1719 and encodes 572 amino acids. Gene Ontology annotation, molecular function: phosphoribosylaminoimidazole carboxylase activity; metal ion binding; ATP binding. The record is from RefSeq and is a predicted model, not a curated record. Gene Ontology annotation, biological process: 'de novo' IMP biosynthetic process. NCBI's taxonomy places the organism in Eukaryota, Fungi, Ascomycota, Eurotiomycetes, Eurotiales, Aspergillaceae. The transcript is spliced from 4 exons.
AUGUGGAACUCGCCCAAGGUCGGAAUCCUCGGUGGAGGCCAAUUGGGCCGCAUGCUAGUGGAAUCUGCCAACCGAUUGAACAUCCAGGCCAACGUCUUGGAUGCGGAGAACGCCCCCGCCAAACAGAUUAGCAACCACGCCGGUCAUGUUACGGGCUCCUUCAAGGAGCGCGAGGCCGUCCGGAAGCUGGCGCAGUCGUGCGACGUCAUCACCGCCGAAAUUGAGCAUGUCGAUACCUAUGCGCUCGAGGAGGUUGCCUCCGAAGUCAAGGUCGAACCUAGCUGGCAAGCGAUCCGGACGAUUCAGAACAAGUUCAACCAGAAGGAGCACCUGAGGAAGUAUGGCAUUCCGAUGGCAGAGCAUCGCGAGCUGGCAGAGAACACGCCGGAGGAGCUGGCCAAGGUUGGAGAACAGCUUGGAUACCCUAUGAUGCUGAAGUCCAAGACCAUGGCAUACGAUGGACGCGGAAACUUCCGCGUCAACUCCAAAGACGACAUCCCCGAAGCCCUGGAGGCUCUGAAGGAGCGGCCCUUGUACGCUGAGAAAUGGGCUUAUUUUAAGAUGGAAUUGGCCGUCAUGGUCGUGAAGACCAAGGACGAUGUCCUGUCGUACCCCACAGUCGAGACUGUGCAGGAAGACUCGAUAUGCAAGCUCGUCUACGCCCCCGCGCGCAACGUUUCCGACGCCAUUAACCAGAAGGCGCAGGAGAUGGCCCGCAAGGCUGUCUCUGCCUUCGAGGGUAAGGGUGUCUUUGGUGUAGAGAUGUUCCUCCUUGAAGACGACAGCCUUCUUCUGUGCGAGAUUGCCAGUCGCAUCCACAACUCCGGCCACUACACCAUAGAAGGCUGCCCUCUCUCUCAGUUCGAUGCUCACAUCCGCGCCAUUCUCGACCUCCCCAUCCCAGCCAAGAGCCUCGAGCUCCGCCAGCCCUCCAUCAUGCUCAACAUCAUCGGUGGCGCCGCCCCCGACACCCACCUGAAGGCUGCCGAGCACGCGCUGUCCAUCCCCAACGCCAGCAUCCACCUCUACAGCAAGGGCGCCGCCAAGCCCGGCCGCAAGAUGGGCCACAUCACCGUCACCGCCGCAACGAUGCACGAAGCCGAGACCCAUAUCCAGCCUCUGAUCGACGUCGUCGACGAGAUCCGCGCCCAGCGCUCUGAUGUCAAGACGAAGCCCCAGACGUCCGGUGUUUCCAAGCCCGCGCCCACCGUCGCCGUCAUGAUGGGCUCCGACAGUGACCUCAAGACCCUCAUCCCGGGUCUCAAGCUCCUCCGGGACUACUUCGGCAUUGAGCCCGCCGUGGACAUCACCUCUGCUCACCGUACGCCUACCUUCAUGGCCGAGUACUCGGCCAGCGCCGCCGCUCGCGGUAUCAAGGUCAUUAUUGCCGCGGCUGGUGGAGCGGCUCAUCUGCCUGGUAUGGCCGCGGCCCACACCGCUCUGCCCGUCAUCGGCGUGCCGGUCAAGGGCAGCUCCUUGGACGGUGUCGAUAGCUUGUACAGUAUUGUGCAGAUGCCGAGAGGCGUCCCCGUUGCCACCGUCGGCAUCAACAACAGUGUGAACGCUGCCCUUUUGGCCGCCCGCAUCCUGGGUGCCUUCGAUCCUGCCAUCCAACGCAAGGUGGAGGCUUAUGCCGAGAACGCCCGAACGGAAAACAUGGACCUGAAGGGAACCAAGAUGCGCGAGCUCGGGUGGGAAAAGUACUUCAACCAGAUGUAG